Alosa sapidissima (American shad) is the source of this 4514-nucleotide messenger RNA. RefSeq names its product whirlin a (gene whrna). The record is from RefSeq and is a predicted model, not a curated record. Gene Ontology annotation, molecular function: protein binding. Gene Ontology annotation, cellular component: photoreceptor inner segment; cilium; stereocilia ankle link complex. Gene Ontology annotation, biological process: auditory receptor cell stereocilium organization; sensory perception of sound. The transcript is spliced from 13 exons. Lineage: Eukaryota; Metazoa; Chordata; Actinopteri; Clupeiformes; Clupeidae. The coding region runs from base 822 to 3791 and encodes 989 amino acids.
GAGAGACAACCGACAUGAGGCGUCUGUUCACGGUUGCAACUUGGUGUCUCAAAGGAAUAAAAUAACAGAAGAAUACAACGCAGAGACGAAAGGAAACGAAGAACCAUUUGCAUUUGUUGGAUAUAUGCCGUUGGAUUCGUCUUUAAAAGUUUUUUUCUUCGGUUGGUGUAGCUUAUGCCCAAGAAAUUGUACUGCUCGCUUUCAUGGACUACAGUAGGCUACAGCACCGAAACACAGGAGAGGACGCAACUUGUUUAUCAGCCAACUUUGCGCAUUUUUGGAAAGAGAGAACACCAACGGCUUAGAGGAUAUACUGUGUUUCGUUUUUUAAUGUAGGCUACUAGUUCUCAAGGCAUACGCUACACAUCUUAACUUAUGUUUCAUUGUCGUUGUUGACGACGCUUUCGCGAAAGAUAUUGGAGAAGCGCUUUGGAGGCUACUUGACUCCCUUAUGUACGAACAUACGACACCCUGGCCGAUGCUGGUUUGGAUGUCUUAAAAAAAAAACAUUAUUUGAAUGUUCUGUGCUAGUGUAAUAAUUUUAAAAGUUACUAGUGCUUACAUUUAGCCCAUUUAUAAUGUAUAAUGAUUUCGGCAAAACUAUGUGUGACAUCCUAUUAAAUGUCAGCCUAUUUACAUUUCGCAUAAGUCGACUUGAAAGCUAUUUUGGAAAGAGCUUUAGAAAGCAUGCCAUUUUGUGAGGACUACGUCCAGGAGUUUUUAUAAGUCGCUUCGGAGUUGCUGACGGACAGCAGUCUCUUGCAUCACGUCAAUGCUUGCUCGGCUUCAACACCGCACCGUGGUCCCGGUAGCGUUCUAGGAUGAGCACGGAUCUGGAUCGCAUGUCGCUGAGUUCCUCGGCGAACUCAGUGGCGUCCAGUGCCCGCUCACUGUCAGUCAACGUCAAAAAGCUGCACAAUGCGCUCAACCUGCUGCUCAACGACUUCGAGCGGGAACAGUUCAUCCACUGUCUUAAUGUGUAUCACUCCAAACGCAAUGUCUAUGACCUGGUCCAGACGCUCAAAGUCAUCCUUAACGCCCCCAGCAAACGUCAACUGCUACCCAUGUUAAGGCUGGUCAUCCCACGCUCAGACCAGCUUUUGUUUGACCAAUACACCUCGGAGGGUCUAUACUUAAAAUCGGAUUUAGCUGCGAGCAAUGGCAGCCCCGAACCAUCUCUGGAAGUUGCUAAUGCGAGUCCCACUCUCGCCACGGUCUACCCAUCUCAAUCGGCUCUACGAGGGUCCCCAGAUACCGCCAGCACCAGCAGCGACGGGGGCACCACUCUGGUGCCGCUACUCGGAAGUCGAUUCCUUCAUGAACCCCCAGGAGAGCUCCGACAGGUGGUCCUAAAGCGGCACAAGAGCAACGAGGGGUUAGGUUUCAGCAUCCGUGGAGGCUCCGAACAUGGUGUCGGGAUCUAUGUAUCACUUGUGGAACCAGGUUCCCUCGCCGAGAAAGAGGGCUUGAGGGUCGGCGAUCAGAUCAUGAAAGUUAACGACAAAGUAUUCGAGAAUCUGACUCACGCUGAGGCAGUAAAGGUUCUAAAGGGAAGUAAAAAACUGUGUAUGUCGGUGCGCUCGGUGGGGCGGAUCCCUGGUGGCUACGUGACCAAUCAUGUGUACACGUGGGUGGACCCUCAGGGCCGAAGCGUGUCGCCCCCUCCGGACUUGACGGAGCACAGCAGUGCCACCCUGCGCCGCGGCGACAGCCAGAGACGCAGCCACAUGCAGCUGCUGCAGGAGGGUGACGAGAAGAAGGUGAACCUGAUUCUGGACGAUGGCCGCUCUUUGGGGCUGAUGAUCCGUGGAGGGGCCGAGUACGCUCUCGGCAUCUACAUCACCGGAGUGGACCGGGGGUCUGCCGCUGAGUUUGGGGGACUGAAGGUGGGCGACCAGAUCCUGGAGGUGAACGGCCGCAGCUUCCUUAACAUCCCGCACGACGAGGCGGUGCGCGUGCUCAAGUCCUCGCGCCACCUCAUGAUGACCGUGAAGGACGUGGGCCGCCUGCCGCACGCCCGCACCGUGGUGGGCGAGACCAAGUGGAUUAGCAGCUCGCAGAUCACCGAGAGCUCCACCAGUGGCAGUGUGGCGGGACUGUCUCUGGAUCAAGGGGCAUCGGCGUCGGGGAAGCCGGGGUUUUAUAAGGGCGUGGCUGGAUCUCAGGUGACCCUGUCCAGCCUGGUGAACCAGAGCAGGGCGAUGCUGGAGGAGCAGGCACGCCACCUGCUGACCGAGCACGAGAGGCAGACCAUGGGCUACUACCUGGAGGAGUACCGGGACGGACACAUCGGCGUGGAGCAGCUGGUCAUGGCCCUGUUUGAGCUGCUCAACACCCACGCCAAGUUCUCGCUGCUGUCGGAGGUGCGAGGCCUGGUGUCUCCCCAGGACUUGGAGCGUUUCGACGGGAUGGUGCUGCGACGGGAGAUCGAUGCCCUGAAAGCCCGGCAGGGUGGACCCGGGGCGGCCGCCCUCCAGCCGGACUCCUACUCCAUGGUGUCCUAUCCAGACACGCUGGCGUCCUCAUCGGCCAGCUUCAUGACUAACACCACACUCAGCUCAGCAAGGGAAAGGCUGCUGUGGUUGAUAGAUAUGAUGGAGAAUGACAGCACAGUGCAACAGAGUAACGGAGAGGAGCCUCCGGAGAGCGUCAGUGCGCUGCUGCCGGACAUCUCCCUGGACGAGGUGCAGUCCAGGUCCGACUCUCCCCCCUCCUUCAAACCUCCCCCUCCCCCAGGGGUCCAGAGGAGGCCGAACCGGAGGGAGCCAGCCACCAAGCGGCCCUCCUCCGAGUCCUCCCACUCCGGCCUGUACUUCACCGCCCCCUCCUCUUCCUCCUCGUCCGCCCACCGCUCGGCCGCUAAAGACCACAGGCGCCCGCCCCCGCACAAAUCCACCUCCACCUCCGCCGCCUCCACCUCUGCAAACCACCCCAAAAAGGGGGUCCCCACCACCCAGCUCUCCAUGGUCAGUCAGCACAACAUCGGCCCGUUCCCGCGCGUCCAGUCCCCUAGCCGAAACACGCCGGCGGCGGCCGUGUCCCACCCUCCUCCACACAAGCACCAACACCAUGCUCCACCUCCACCUCCUCCGCCGCCAGCCCCCCCACUACCGCCCCCUGCUGUUGCCCCGACUCCGUCCGUGACGCCCCCCCCUCCGCCGCCUCUACCGGCUCCCUCUGCCCCUCCGCCCUCGGCCUCCCCAGACAAGGCCUCCCCCUCCUCCCCUGCCAACAACCAGCACUUUGUGAUGGUGGAGGUGCACCGGCCCAACGCCGAGCCCGAUGUCAACGAGGUGCGACCGCUGCCACAAGCUCGAGGUGCUACUCUCUCACAGCUGUCAGACAGUGGUCAGACUUUAAGCGAGGACAGCGGCGUGGACAUUGCUGAGUCGGGGCGCCUCAGCAAGGAGAGCAGCCCCCGCCCCGCCCGGACGCGCGCCCCCAGAGACGGCACGGGGGGUGCAGGGGAGGCCACGCCAAAACCGCCGGGUCUACUGGAGCCCACGUCCACUCUGGUGACGGUGGCAAAGUCGGCCAGCACACUGGGCAUCGCCAUCGAGGGGGGCGCCAACACACGCCAGCCUCUGCCACGCAUUGUCACUAUACAGAGGGGAGGUUCGGCUCAUAACUGUGGUCAGCUGAAAGUGGGCCAGGUGAUACUGGAGGUCAACGGUGUGUCGCUACGAGGCCGGGAGCAUCGAGAAGCUGCGCGGAUCAUCGCCGAGGCCUUCAAGACCAAAGACAGAGACCAUGUAGACUUCCUGGUCACAGAGUUCAACGUGGCGCUUUAGGGGUCACCGGUGUCACACUGUCUUCACCCACAUCCAGUCUGUAUGUCCAGUGGAAUGACACCAGGGUCGGAGGGUCAAAGGGUCAGAGGUCAAAGAUGGAGCGAGGUGGAGGAACAUGGAGCAGAUGGAACAGUCACGGACUUCAUGCUUUAAGGCAGAGUUCAGCCCUCUUUCCACAUCCUCCAUGACUCACCCAGGAAGUUCUACAAGGUUCUGUAACACGGUUUGGGAGCGGAACCUGAUUAUUCUGACUCUAGGAGCGUUGGACUACACGGAUAUAGCUGCUCACCUGUAUGUACUGGCACGUCUUAGGACUCCGUUAGGAUUCACUCAGUAGUUGAACACAGCUCAGAAUCUGAAGAGCAGGGAUUAAGGAAAACAUCUGCUUUUUUAUUUAUUAACAGUAAGCUUCUUAUCGUUGCCGUCACCACAACAUCCCUUGGACUUGAAGCUGAUGACACUUAUCCACACAGACACAGACACACAUACACACACAUACAGUGCAAGCCAGCACAAUGGACUAUUUAUUCCUAGGAAAACAUUAUAGCCACCAUUGCUCCAAUCCUUGACUUUUAACUGAGAAUCUUGCAUUCUUUUUUUCUAAAUGGCUGUUUUUGAAUGGAAAAUAAAUAGCUACAGUAUAUACCCAGAUGAUGAGAUGCAAAUAAAUAGAGUAUAAUAUAUAAAUGUCAAAGGCACACUUUACUGUGUAAUUGAAACACG